Messenger RNA from Cebus imitator (Panamanian white-faced capuchin), 2868 nucleotides. RefSeq names its product TRAF3 interacting protein 2 (gene TRAF3IP2). The transcript has 9 exons. Bases 695 to 2398 code for a protein of 567 amino acids. Lineage: Eukaryota; Metazoa; Chordata; Mammalia; Primates; Cebidae. Gene Ontology annotation, biological process: positive regulation of canonical NF-kappaB signal transduction; humoral immune response. The record is from RefSeq and is a predicted model, not a curated record.
CAUCUGGGCAGUAAACAAAGGACAUUAAUGAGUUUAAAGAUUUUUUUUUUAAUCCAUGACUUUUGGACACUUAUUUAAAAGAUUAUUCUCCGGGGAAUGAAGUGAGGCCUUGAGAAUCUUAUAAUUGAGUUUCUGAUCCAAAGUAGAUCUUAGGAUUCUCCCAGCUAUAAAUUUAAAGAUGUCUUUUUUAUGCCCACCUGAAAUAUUCAUGCUGUGUGUCUCUAGGACUCUUCAAACCUAUUCCUGACUCAAAGAAAGCCUGAGAAAAAAAUCUAAGCUGUUGUGAACACCGAGGCCUGAUUAUGGAAGAGCUGAUAAUAUGGUUUAUUAAUUACUCAGGCUGCUCACUCCUGCCCUUCCUGUGUUCCUUGCUGUGCUAUUUGUCUUCUUCCGGGGACAUAACACCUUCAUUAAAUCCCAUCCGUCCUUGCCUUAGAGUUGUCCCCUGGAAGAUAGGCCCCCUCUAGAUGCAUCACCAUUUAUCAUCACCCUUUGUUGGUGCUCUGUCAACCAGUUUUCAAUUUAUUUUGAAUUCAGUUUAUGAUUAAAAUUUAAUGAGAUCCAAUCAAGUGCUUUUCUGAAAUCAAGAUGCCUCUGCAGCCUCAUCUGUAUCCUCUAUUGUCAUGGCGUGAAGAAAAGCCAUGGCAGAUUUCCAGCCUGGCGAUGCCGUACGGAACACAGGUGGCCUGCUUCCAUGCCUCCUCAGUUUCAAGAAGCUAGAAUGAGCCGAAGCAUUCCUGUGGAGGUUGAUGAAUCAGAACCAUACCCAAGUCAGUUGCUGAAACCAAUCCCAGAAUAUUCCCUGGAAGAGGAAUCAGAACCACCUGCUCCAAAUAUAAGGAACAUGGCACCCAACAGCUUGUCUGCACCCACCACGCCUCACAAUUCUCAAGCUCACCCAACCCUGAAACUUGCAAAUCACCAGCGGCCUGUAUCCCAGCAGGUCACCUGCCUGCGCACUCAAGUUCUGGAGGACAGUGAAGACAGCUUCUGCAGGAGACACCCAGACCCAGGCAAAGCUUUCCCCUCUGGGUCCUCUGCAGUCAGCGAGUCUGAGUCUGUGGUUGGAGCCCUCCCUGCAGAGCAUCAGUUUUCAUUUAUGGAAAAACGUAAUCCAUGGCUGGGAUCUCAGCUUUCAGCAGCUUCUCCUGACACUGGCCAUGACUCAGACAAAUCAGACCAAAGUUUACCUAAUGCCUCAGAAGACUCCUUGGGCGGUAGCCAGGAGAUGGUGCAACGGCCCCAGCCUCACAGGAACCGAGCAGGCCUGGAUCUGCCAACCAUAGAUACGGGAUAUGAUUCCCAGCCCCAGGAUGUCCUGGGCAUCAGGCAGCUGGAAAGGCCCCUGCCCCUCACCUCCGUGUGUUACCCGCAGGACCUCCCUGGACCUCUCAGGUCCAGGGAGUUCCCUCAGUUUGAACCGCAGAGGUAUCCAGCAUGUGCCCAGAUGCUACCUGCCAGUAUUUCCCCACAUGCUCCAUGGAACUAUCAUUACCGUUGUCCUGGAAGUCCCGAUCUCCAGGUGCCAUAUGGCCAUGACUACCCUCGAGCAGCCUACCAGCAAGUGAUUCAGCCGGCUCUGCCCGGGCAGCCCCUGCCUGGAGCCAGUGUGAGAGGCCUGCACCCUGUACAGAAGGUUAUCCUGAAUUAUCCCAGCCCCUGGGACCAAGAAGGGAGGCCUGCACAGAGAGACUGCUCCUUUCCAGGGUUUCCAAGGUACCAGGACCAGCCAUACCACCAAACACCUAAUAGAGCUGGUGCUCCUGUGGAGUCCUUGGAGUCCCCUGCAGAGCUGAGACCACAUGUUCCCCAGCCUCCGUCCCCAGCUGCUGUGCCUAGACCCCCUAGCAACCCUCCAGCCAGAGGAACUCUAAAAACAAGCAAUUUGCCAGAAGAAUUGCGGAAAGUCUUUAUCACUUAUUCGAUGGAUACAGCUAUGGAGGUGGUGAAAUUCGUGAACUUUUUGUUGGUAAAUGGCUUCCAAACUGCAAUUGACAUAUUUGAGGAUAGAAUCCGAGGCAUUGAUAUCAUUAAAUGGAUGGAGCGCUACCUUAGGGAUAAGACCGUGAUGAUAAUCGUAGCAAUCAGCCCCAAAUACAAACAGGAUGUGGAAGGCGCUGAGUCGCAGCUGGACGAGGAUGAACAUGGCUUACAUACUAAGUACAUUCAUCGGAUGAUGCAGAUUGAAUUCAUAAAACAAGGAAGCAUGAAUUUCAGAUUCAUCCCUGUGCUCUUCCCAAAUGCUAAGAAGGAGCACGUGCCCACCUGGCUUCAGAACACUCACAUCUACAGCUGGCCCAAGAAUAAAAAAAACAUCCUGCUGCGGCUGCUGAGGGAGGAAGAGUAUGUGGCUCCUCCACGGGGGCCUCUGCCCACCCUUCAGGUGGUUCCCUUGUGACACCGUCCAUCCCCCGAAGACUGGGGCCAGGCCAUGUUUGGGCCCCUCUUCGGACAGUGUUCUAGCUGAGGCUGGUUGGUAGCACUCCUGGCUGUUUUUUUUCUCUGUUCCUCCCCAGGAGGCCCGCUGGCCCCCAGGAAACCUGUUGUGCAGAGAGCUUUUCCCUGGAGACCUCCACACACCCUGGCUCUGAAUUGGAGUCUACGGCUGCUCUGCAUUCUCUGCUUUAAAAAAAAACAACCCAUUGCAGGUGCCAGUGUCCCACAUGUUCCUCCUGACAGUUUGACAUGUCCAUUCUGGGCCUCUCAGUCCUUAGCAAGUAGAUAAUGUAAGGGAUGUGGCAGCAAAUGGAAAUGACUACAAACACUCUCCUGUCACUUCUGGCCACUUUUAUGAGUUAGCCAGAUGCUUAUAUCUCCUCGGAGCAAACUGAUUCGUGUACAAAUAAUAAAAUGUUUACUCUUUUGUAA